AUGUCUCCAUCGCGCUGGUUGGACGUUGGCUUUGCCGUCAUUGUGACAACUGACGGGUCGGCGCAAACCAACAAUCCUGUCAUUCAAGUACCAACUCUAUGUCAAACACGCCCAUGCUGCGUCUGGUUUUCCACCAACGAGAUAGUUCAUCCCAUUCCCCCAGUCUCUCAUUGGCCAUCUGCAAGGCGCGAGAUUGAACCACUCACACACACACACACACACACACACACCAAUGACAUUCGGAAGGCAAACCUCCUCUACGGAUACAAAGUACACACCACCUUAUCCGUACCGGCACUUUGGGACACGAACUCGGGUUUGGCGGGCUACAUUGUCAUUGCUGCAGCUUUCCCCCUUCCCCGGGUUAUCAAAUAUGGGUAUCUCUACGACGUACCGGAUAUGCCUCCCGGGCCAAACGGAUCACUACGGUGCUACCCGUACGGCGCGCACAAAAUAGCCGUUUACCAGCUGCCGAGUCAUCAACAAAUUCUCGUCCACUUGCUUGUCUCCUCGACGCUUCUCGGCCGUAGCCGAAGAAUGGCUGUGUUUGCGCUGUGCUGCGUUGCCGCGCAUCCAGAUCCGCCGUGGGUACUCCGUACGGAGUAUGCGCAACUGAUUUCCAAUUUGAAGUGCAUGGCAAUUGCAUAG
This is a messenger RNA of Colletotrichum costaricense, 648 nucleotides long. RefSeq lists its product as uncharacterized. Lineage: Eukaryota; Fungi; Ascomycota; Sordariomycetes; Glomerellales; Glomerellaceae. The record is from RefSeq and is a predicted model, not a curated record. The transcript is spliced from 2 exons. The coding region runs from base 1 to 648 and encodes 215 amino acids.